Molecule: messenger RNA, 1511 nt
Organism: Hordeum vulgare subsp. vulgare (domesticated barley)
Lineage: Eukaryota; Viridiplantae; Streptophyta; Magnoliopsida; Poales; Poaceae
Exons: 3
Coding region: 289-981 (230 amino acids)
Source: RefSeq, a predicted model, not a curated record
CCACUUCGCGCGUACACGUAGGCACAGGAACGGUGGAGAAAAAAAGCAACGGGGACGUUCUUUCUAGAGCCGUCGCGAGCGCGAACCCCCGAACCUUCUCCAAGCCUCCGUCUCCCCUCUUCUUCUUAGUUCUUAACACUCGCCGCCCGGCAUCGCCGCCGCAGAAUCCCCAGACUACAGACAACCAACCGCUCCCCUCGCCCUGCCCUGCUCUGGAUUGAUUGAUUAGCUCCGGGGACCUGCCCAUCGACGGUCGGUCGAGGGAUUCGUCGCUCGUGAAUCGGAUCGAUGGACGUGGACGCGGCGCCGGCGCUCAAGAGGAAGGGCGCGGACGCGCCGGAGCUUUGGGUGGACGACGACAUCGGCCCCGGGUUCCCCGUCGCCUCCCGCGCCACCAAGCUCCGCCGCCUGGACCCGGACGUGAUGCCUGUCGUGCCCGGCGCGGUCGUGCUGCCACCGGGGACGCAGCCGCCGGUGGCGGGCUUCGGGGUGGUGGAGGAGGCGCCGAUGUGCGGCGACGUGGCGGUGGUGCCGGUGGACGUGGCGCCGCCGGAGGUGGCGGCCAACGAGGAGAGGGCGAUCGUCUUGUACCGGCCCGCCGAGGCCGAGCGCAGGCUGCUGCUCGGUCCGCUCCGGCCCGGCGGCCAUCUCCGCGUCAGCCCGGAGUGGAUCCAAGCGCUCGAUGGUAUGAUGCUGCAAGAGGCGAGAAACCACCGCGCGCUGUUCGAGGGGCUUGCCGGAACCGAGACCUCCAACCUGGCCAUGGUCCCGUGGGCGCCGCCCCGCGCCGAGGGGGCGCCCACGGCCGCCGAGAUGAUGGAGGCCGAGGACGGCCAAGGCGCGUCCAUGGAGGUCGAGCAGGACAGGGCCGACCAGCAGCUCCCAAUGCCCCAGUGGCCGCAGCAGCCGCACUGCAUGGUACAGCAGCAGCCGAUCCCGGCGGCGAGCUUCCAGCCGAGCCCGGUGACGUGGUCAUGGUGAAGCACGCGUAGUCUUGGCGUAGGAGGGAGCAGAAUCCGUAGGUGCAGGUGUUGGUGUGCUUCCAUGGUGGUUUUGAUCAGCGCGAUGAUCUUCCUGCGCUUCGGCCUUCAGUGGCGGCGAACGAGCAGACAGGAUGGGAGGUGACGACGCCGUCCGUUUUUGCUGGAGUGGCACGGAGGCGUUCUCGUCUGUGGAUCCCAGCAGUACAAGAGACAGAGAGCCUCGUCUGCAAAUGCCCGUCGUCUUCCAUUUUGGUUUUGGACCAGCAGAGCAGAGGAGAAGAGAGGUUUAUGGCUGUAUCCAUGGCGAUUGCUUUUUUCAAUCGAGCCCCAAUGUUCCAAAAAAAAGAAGUUACACUGCCAAAAAAAGUAGAGUCUCCUAGCUCUGUGCAUUUCGCCUUACUCUUUUCCAAGUGCUCGAGAUAGAGGAUUUUCUAGUUCCAAUUUUGACGAGUAGUAUGACGUCAGGCAAUCUACGAAGAAAUUUACACCUCCUCCUUACUCGAGCUAGUAAGCUUCCGCUUAUGCCAA